This is a messenger RNA of Cyclopterus lumpus (lumpfish), 1134 nucleotides long. RefSeq names its product forkhead box Q1b (gene foxq1b). The record is from RefSeq and is a predicted model, not a curated record. Gene Ontology annotation, molecular function: RNA polymerase II cis-regulatory region sequence-specific DNA binding; DNA-binding transcription factor activity, RNA polymerase II-specific. Gene Ontology annotation, biological process: anatomical structure morphogenesis; cell differentiation; regulation of transcription by RNA polymerase II. Lineage: Eukaryota; Metazoa; Chordata; Actinopteri; Perciformes; Cyclopteridae. The transcript has a single exon. Bases 139 to 1023 code for a protein of 294 amino acids.
UCCAGACUGAGGCUCAGGGUGCCUCCAGCGCUUCAGACGAGCCUCUACAACACGCAACAAACACACAGAGACAUUUCUGCUGUCAGGACUGCUACACCUGCUCAGAGAUACAUCCUUCUAUUUUUUUUUCUGGGGAAAAUGAAACUUGAAGUUUUCUCGGCGCACCACUUCGCGCAAAAGCCGCUGGAGUUGUGCAUGGACGCGGAUGGGAGAGUCCCGUCCCCUCUGUCCGGGGACGAGUUGGGGUCGGACGGGGACUGCGUGGCCAACAGCCCGGCACCUGUUACCCAGAUCGGCGAAGGCAGCAAAGGGAAGCCCUACACCCGCAGACCCAAACCUCCUUACUCCUACAUCGCCCUCAUCGCCAUGGCCAUCCGGGAGUCCGGCAGCGGCCGCCUCACUCUGGCAGAGAUCAACGACUACCUGAUGAAGAAGUUCCCGUUUUUCCGCGGCACCUACACCGGCUGGAGGAACUCGGUGCGCCACAACCUGUCACUCAACGACUGCUUCCUCAAAGUGUUGCGGGACCCGUCCCGGCCAUGGGGCAAGGACAACUACUGGAUGCUCAACCCGCACAGCGAGUACACCUUCGCUGACGGCGUGUUCCGCCGCAGGAGGAAGCGCAUCGCCAAGAGGUCCGCCAAGGAGCGGGACAGCCCGGACAUCCUCCGCGAGGACACCCGCCUCCCCGCCCCGGAGGAGAGGGUGGGGGCCAAGUUCUCCAGCUCCUUCGCCAUCGACAGCAUCCUCAGCACACCCUUCAAACGGAGGGAGGACAGCCACGUCGAUGCGGAAACCCACGCCCCCCGGCUCUACUGGCCCCCAGGGGCCCACCUACUGCCUUACACUCUGGGCUACCCGGCACAGCACACGUACCUGUCAGAGGGUGUGUACAGCAGCACAGAGCCCAGCAGGGAUGCACUCACGUACCUCCAGCAGACAGCACCGGGCAUGGCCGCUCUCCACGCGCUCAAGAUGCCCAACAAGGCGCGAGGUUUCCACAUAGACUCCUUGCUGUCAUGAAGCACCCGGACUGUUGUCAGACAUGUGUGUUUUGACCCAUGAUGUGCACUUUUAUGGGCGCUCCUAGCUUUCAGUACUUUAGCUGCUAAACUGUUUGGGACUCUGUCUGUA